GGGGGAGUAUAAGUUCAUGGUGGAACCAGUAUUGUGCGGGUUGCUGCUCAUGAUUUUGACAUUUUGUGCAGCUCGACCAGCUUCCAUGCCAGACAUCUUUGCAGUAUUACACUCUGUGCCUCUAGUAUAGUCCAAGUAUUUGCAGAAUUAACACAGAAAAAAGUGCCAAGAAAGUGCCUUGAACCAGAUUGAAUUAGUUACCAGAUUUCUGCACAGUUUGUUGGAACUGAAAUGUCAUGUAAAUAAGAGACUUUGAAAUAACUGUGGGUUGUGGUGAUGUCAGGCCAGUGGGAAUGAAGAUCUUUUUUGACAGUUUGUGAACAGUUACAACCAGAGGAUGAAUAACAAUGCCUUAGGGGGUUCUAUGGUCAUUCUCCUGCCAGAAAGACUUGACCCAAACCGAAAGGUUGAGACACCAAGUCACGGAGUGAUGAACCCAUCCUCAGAAACGCCUGAAUCACAUGUCAACGGAAUGACGACUCCAACGGCGCCCCCAGGGUCUGCCCUCAAGGCUAAAAGUCGGCCGAGGAAGGCUCCAGAACUUCAGACAGUAGAAAGGCGAAAUUGGUUGAUCCACAUGCAUUUUGUCCGUAAGGAAUUUGAAUUAUGCAAGCAACUGAUAAGGGAGCAGCUGGAGGAGACGAGGGGAAUGUGUGAAUAUGCUAAUUAUGUUCAGGGACUCAUCCUGAGACAAGAGGGCAAGAUUCAAGAGUCCUUUGAACUGUUCCAGUUGUGCAACAUCCUGAAUCCUAACAGCGUUGAGAACAUCAAGCAAAUGGCUCGCUCGCUGUUCCUGUUAGGACGGCAUAAGCUAGCAGUAGAAGCCUAUUUACAAGCAGAGGCAAAGAGUGACAAGCCAGACUGGGAGAUACAUCACAAUCUGGGUGUAUGCUACAUGCAUUUGAAGGAAUAUGACUUUUCAAGGGAGCAGCUCCUCUUUGCUCUUGAGCAGAACAAACAUCAUCAGACCUUUGCAAUGCUGGCAAAACUCUACCUCUUGGAAGGUGAUAUGCAGUCUGGCAUCAAUACCUACAAGGCUGCCAUUGAGUACUUUCCUGAAAAUGCAGAUCUACACACCACUCUUGGUCUGCUGUAUAUGCAAACAGGGAAGCACCAACAAGCCUUUGAGCAUCUAGGCACAACCCUGACCUUUGAGCCCCAAAACACACGGGCUAUUCUUGCUGCUGGGGCAAUGAUGCAAAGUCACCAAGAUUUUGAUGUGGCUUUGGCAAAAUAUCGAAUUGCAGCCCAAAAAAUACCUGAGUCACCUCUACUAUGGAACAACAUUGCAAUGUGCUUUUUCGGCAAGAAGAAAUAUGUUGCUGCCAUAAGCUGCUUGAAAAGAGCCAACUAUCUGGCACCAUUUGAGUGGAAGAUCUUGUACAACUUAGGCUUGGUUCACCUCACGAUGCAGCAGUACACAUCAGCCUUCCACUUCCUGUCUGCUGCUGUCAACUUGCGGCCCACUAAAGGACAUAUUUUUAUGCUCCUUGCCAUUUCCCUAACCUAUUUAGAUGAUAUGGAAAAUGCGCGGGAAGCUUACGAGCAAGCUGUAGUGUUAGAGCCCAGGUGUCCGAGUGUCGCCCUCAACUACGCUAUUUUUCUCUCUAACCAUGAGGCGGUGGAGGAUGCGAAGAGAAUGAUCAAUGAAUUUGAAGCAAGAGUUGUCAAGUUCAGGCAGUCCACUGGGGCAGAUCUUGAUACAGAGAUUCUAGAGAAUGGGGCAAAGUUAGCAGCACUUUUGGGUGUAGAUGGCACUGUUUUCCGCAAGAGAACUAGCAGAACAAGACUUGAGGCUCCUGAUGAGUCAUUACCUCCAGAGAAAAGUGUUCCUUCAAAUGUGGAUCAGGAUGUUGAGGAUGGUCCACCCGGUCCAGCCGAAGCCCCAGAGGAUCCCCAAGAAAUUGGGGAAAAGUCUCUGUUGGUGCCUCCCACAGAGAAUCCCGAGCCAGAUGAGGAACCCGAACCAUCAGGGAAUGAGCCGUCACCUGAGGAAAAGGAAGAUGGAGAGGAAGAUUACGACUUUGGGAGGGAGGAUGAGGAUUUGGUUUGAAUGUUUGGGCGAGGAAAAACCACAGCAGAUUAAGUGGUUACCUUAGGGGAUUUAGGGAUAGCUUCGAAUGAUUGAUUUGUUGUGUUCCCUUUAAUUUAUGUAUUUUUUGAAACAUGUUCUAUUUAUUUUGGUUAUGUGCAAAUGGCAGUUUACUUAGUUCUCUCUUCAUUUUGCAACUUAAAUCACAAAGUUAAUUGCAAUGUUAAGAAAUUGAUAUUGUAGCUGUGCAAAGUGAUAAUAUUGUUUAUGGUGAAGCUUUACCUCAUUGUGUGUAGAAGUGUGAUUCUGUGAAUUUUGGAUAUCUGUUUAUUGUAUUCUCUCCAUAUUUUGUGGCACUAAAGGAUAAUGUAGCAGACGAAAGUAGAUUUCAUUUAAUGCUGGUAUUUAAUAAUAGCUCUGGAAUAAAGGCUUAGUAUGACUCCUUCAGGUUUCUUCUCUUUUUUAUCAACCAACAUUUGGAAGUGCACUCUAUACAUGUUUUUUUAGAUUGAGAAACCUCUUAGUUUUGUAUUUGUUCAUGUCCUUAUCAUUUUAUUUCAUAAAUGACAACUAAGAGUAAUCAUUGGUAUAUGUAAAGUGUUUAUUCAAAUGUUGUGUAGACUAUGGGAAUUUAUAUGCACAGUAUGGAUGUAUGUGGGUAGAAUUGAUAUAGCAAUAAAUGCCUUGAACACUUUUAUUACCAAUGAUAUGUAUUGCAGAUGUGAUCAUUAGAAAUAGAUUCCGUCCACUAUGUACAAAUAGUGAUUAUGAAAAAGAAAUAUUUUUGUCUGGCAAGAA
This is a messenger RNA of Penaeus vannamei (Pacific white shrimp), 2830 nucleotides long. RefSeq names its product Bardet-Biedl syndrome 4 (gene BBS4). Gene Ontology annotation, molecular function: protein binding. Gene Ontology annotation, biological process: cilium assembly; protein localization to cilium. Lineage: Eukaryota; Metazoa; Arthropoda; Malacostraca; Decapoda; Penaeidae. Gene Ontology annotation, cellular component: ciliary basal body. The record is from RefSeq and is a predicted model, not a curated record.